Porites lobata is the source of this 5015-nucleotide messenger RNA. Lineage: Eukaryota; Metazoa; Cnidaria; Anthozoa; Scleractinia; Poritidae. The record is from the annotation of a GenBank genome assembly.
AUGACAGAGACUCCGAUUGUAAAGGAGAUCACAUUCUUUCGAUUGGACGAAGACUUCAUUAGAUUUCAGGUCAGUUAAAAGUUAAUUGGGGUGGAAACCGUCUUAGUCCCCUUUCUUUCGCGCUACAUUGUAAACUGUAAAUUGUAUAAAAUGGCGGUUCUUAUGCUAGCGAAGAUGAAGUGGUCUAGACGUAUUUAACGUAAAACGUUUCAGACAUCAUAUCAAUUCGUCUUUGGCCCCGGUAGUUCAAACGUUGGAUAGUACUACCGUAUUUAUUCGGUUAACCGCCCUGGGCGCUUAUUAAAUUUUUGGACCUUGAGAGUUGGCGCCUAUUCGAGGUGGGCGUUUAUUCGAGGCUGGGCGCUUAUUAAAUUUUCACCAUUCUCAGCAAGUGUAGUAGUAUUUUACAACAAAACAGUAAAUGGAACUAAAAAAAAACGAAGAUGUAGCAAAGCAAGUUUUCUAUAAAAUACUCUGAAGAAAACUCCGUCUUCGGGAGGGUCUCUUAUUAUCUCUUAUUGGAAUUUUUGUGGGAGAGAGUGGGGUGGGGUGGGCGCUUAUUCGAGGCUGGGCGCUUAUUAACUUUUUCUGCCUUUAGCAUGGGCGCUUAUUCGAGGUGGACGCUAAUUCGAGGUUGGGCGCUUAUUCGAAUAAAUACGGUAUCCACCGGAUAAAUCACUAUCCAACGGAUAAGAUAAGUAUAAAGGGAAACCACCUGCGCUAUCCACUGAAUAGAGAUUUAUCCUGUUGAUAGACUUAAACAAGUUUUGAACAACUAUGGCCUGGAGGCCAGCACAUUGACAACGCCUAGCUAAGAACCAACAACGGAAUUUAAUGAGAGCUAGGCAUUUAAUUUCAAUCGUUUAGUAAUCCGCUUGUUUCGGGAAAGCUGGGGUCAAACGGACACACAGCGAAUAAAAACCUGCGAAAAACGCCGUCUCUUAAUGCUCCGCGUCGUUCACGGAACGUUGCCAGCAUCUGUGAUUUUCUUAGAACAGGAUGUUUGAUAGGAUCUCUGUGUUUCAAAGAAUAAACUAAGAUUACAAGCAGCUCUCUGUUGAGUACUUUAUUAUUUUGUUUCUUGUACUUAGGAUACCGUGGGAAACGCAGUGAAUCAUCUGAAGGAACUUGCAUGUAAAGCUCUAGACGAUUCACCGGAAACACCCGAAAAGCCCGCGGAGAUCGCUCGAAUAAUCUUCGCCGAUCCCAUUAUUAGCGACUUCCUCAUUCGAACUUCGCGCCUGGCCGUGUUUUCUAAAGAGUUGGCCAAAUCCUUCAGAAGCAAUCUUGAUGCACUUGCAGCAGUCAAGCAACUCAAAUUUUUCUACAACUUACCAACUGUCGCUGUGCUCCAGCAACUUGCGAAUCUUGUCGCUGGGUAAGUAAUAAUUCAAAAUUCCAAGGACGUUAACACGCUCGUCACUAAUUUACUCUCUAGCGUCACAUGUGCCUUACACGCAUCUACACGGGGCAUAUUAUCACGUAGAAUGAACAUUACAUGCAGUCGAGUCUUUUGUAGCCUGUCCCAGGCUCCGAGAUAGUCGAGUCCGCUGAAUUGAGAAAGCGCGAACACGAAAAUAAAACGGGAGGAAACUGGGGAGAGAAGGGGCGGCUCUCUCCUUCCCUUUUCCUUUUUCCCGCCCCGCCAACCUUUCGCGUGCCUUUUUCUUUGGCGUCUUCCCCACUAUCUGAGAACCUGGAACAGGCCGUCUUUUGUGGGGCGCGUGACGAACCCCUAAGAACGUUUGCGUGGGAGGCUACUGAGAUGUUCCAAAUUCAUCGAUUUCACUGGGAUUAACUUUGAUUUUUUGGAUGAGAGGUCACAUGUCGCACAUGUAGGAUCAAUUGUACUAUAUUUUCUUCAGGGGCACCCAACGGCAAUUUUCGGGAAAAUAUCUGUUCGGAAGACGAUUUGAGAUCUAGAAUUUUCGGAGCAUUUGUUGUAAAAUUUUUUGCUUGCCUGCCUCUCCUAGGAUUUUCGAACAUCUACAAAAUGAUAUAAUUACCCAUUUUUAACGGAUUUUGACCCUAAAAAAGGCCACCUAGAAUUUUCGGGAGCCUUUUCCUGGCUGAAAUUUUCGAGAAGGUAAGUUUUUGUCCCUAUAAUUUUCGGAUCACUAGACUUUCAGCUAGGAAAUCCGAACAGAUGAAAAGUUUUUAGGGGAUAAAAAUAUGCCUAUAUCUACCGUUUGAAUACUAAAAUACGUUGAACAAUGCUAUGUUAAGUGGUUUUGAACUAUAUUCUCGUUGGGUGCCCCUGUUUUCUUCUCCUUUUUCUCAUCACAGAACGGAUGCUGUAGAGGCAACGCAGAAAUGGAACAACAUAGUUGAGAGGAUUGCAGAAUGCAAACUUGGAUUUAUGCCUAUGCGUAUCCUACUUCAAGAAAUAAACGCACCGCCAUGCUAUGAGGACAAUGCAGAGUACCUAAAGGACGAUGAACCCCAUGCGGUUUACCCCACGUCCAUUUAUCGUACUUCUCACAGUUAUGUGUUGGCCAAACCAGACGCUUCCGUCAUCGAAGGUAUCAUGGGAUUGACCCUAACAACGUCCAUUAAGAUCGUCUACGGCUUGCUGAGUCCCGAGAAUCACGAGCUUAAAAAAAUUUAUCAGCCUUUCGGGAGGUACGUCAACCGAUCGUUCAAGAGAAUUCUCAAGGCUUCGGUUUUAGUUUGAGCCAGUUUCUGCCUGAUGAAUGCAACCUUUUUAGUCUUGAGAAUUCUCUUUAUGAUGCUCAACCUCACAGUGAGCUUCACGCAUUCAAUAAUUGCUUAUUAUUAGAAACAUACCGGUUUCUAUUACACAUGUUUCAAAUAAUUAAUAUACUGUUUUCAUCUUCAGGUGCUUGGCUGUUGUCGACAACAAAGUGGAGAAACUUUAUGGCGAGGCUAUUCAAGCUUACUUUGAUCAACAUAAUAUCGAGCUGAAGAAGCUUAUUUUCUCUGGUAAUGAGACCGAUAAACACAUUUCAGUAGUGGAAAAAAUCUUGGUUGCAUUAAAGAAGAACCGUGCAUCCAGAAAUCAGCCGGUGUUGGUUGUAGGUGGGGGCGUCAUAGCAGACGUUACCGGCUGUGCAACGGCGCUGUAUCACCGAAACACGCCUUACGUGAUGGUCUGUACAAGCGUCGUAACUGGUAUAGAUGCUGGGCCUUCUCCGCGCAGGGGAUGUGAUGGGUUUGGAUUCAAGAAUCUGUUCGGUGCAUACCACCCACCUGUGAUUACCUUCACCGACAGAUCCUUCUUCAAGACCCUCCACCGUGGCUGGGUGCGUCAUGGGAUCGCUGAAAUCAUCAAAAUGGCAGUGAUUCGAGACGAAAGCCUUUUCUGCCUAGUGGAGCAGAACUCGUCUGAUCUUCUGUGGACGAAGUUUGGUACCGACAUGGCUGAAUUUGAUGGUGAUCACGAAGCUUUUGGAAAGCUGUGCGAUCUUGUGAUUGGUAAAUCUCUUGAAGGGUUAGUGUUUUUUUUGGAAAAUUAUCGCCCUAUUUUUUUCAGUUCUUUUGCGUUUUAAGAGUGUCUAUCGAGAAUAACUGCUCGCCCUAUGUGAGGGAAUCUGGAUUCAGAAUCCAGGAAAGUUUUGCUUGGGAAAUCCGGAAUUCCAAAAGCGUUUUGAAUCCGGAAUCCAAGUUCCACUGACAAAGAAUCCUGGAAUCACGUUGGUUACCCUGUGGUGCAGAGAGACGGGUGGACGGACGUACGGUCACGUGACUACCAAAGAGGGCUCGGGACAUGCGCGUGGAGCUCCGCUGUUAAUAGGCCAUUUUACAGUUAUGGAUGGAAGCGAAGCUGGAGUUGACCUUGUUUUUAUACAAACCUUCCUGCUUCAUUAUCCAAAUGAAGUUAUUCUUAUGCUAACUAGUAUUUUUCCAGGACAACUUCCAUAACAAAACAAAGGAGGUUUGUAUCAGAACAAGGUCGCCGUCAGCUUCACAUUCACUCGAAGGCUAGGCUACCAAGUCCACAACUGCAAAAUGGUCUAUUGAGGGCACCGUCAGUUUUUACGUCUCCUACUUGAGACGGGCCCGCUAUUUUAAGUGGUCAUUGGAGCCACGUGAAGGUCUAGCCAUUGCACGGCAAAGACAGUAGCUUUAUUUCCCAGAUUACUGGUCCGGCCUCGCGGGGGUUCGGCCCGCUACCUCCCGCUCUGCUGUCAAGGGCAGCCUCCUCCUCAGGCGCUUCGUUUUUCGCAUGGCAGAGGCGAGCGCGAAACGAGUGACUGGUGAUGAACCGCAAGGGACCAUGGGAAGGGUACAGGUUGUAUCCUUCCCGCCUUCCUUUGCGCGCACAUUUUCAUCAAAAGAGAGACGUCUGGGUACGAGGCAGUGUCAAGGGCUCUACCAACUGAGCUAGAUCUGACGCGGCUACUUUCUUUUUCUUCUGUAAAUUUGUCAAUUUUGGUUUGUUUGUUUUUUUCCUUUUCAGUUAUGUGAGAUCUGAGUAUGGUAGUCUAUGGGAAACACAUCAGUGUCGACCACAUGCCUACGGCCAUACAUGGACCCCAGGAUACGAGCUUCCAUCUGGCAUGCUCCAUGGUCACGCUGUAUCGACUGGAAUGGGCUUUGGGGCUUACCUUUCUUUCUGCGAGGGUUGGACCACUAGAGGUGAAAUUGAUCGCAUCCUUUCGCUGCUGAGUAAUCUUGAAUUGUCUUUAUGGCACCCAAUCAUGGAAGAUGUCGAUCGUCUCUACAGUGCCCAAGAGAAAGUAAUUGAGAAGCGUGGGGGUAAUCUUGCAGCCCCUGUUCCCAAGGGAAUUGGUAAAUGCGGAUACAUCAACCACAUGCCUCACGACCGUCUGGCAAUGCGCCUUCAAGAGUACCACGAGAUCUGUCAAGGGUACCCUAGAGGAGGCCAAGGAGUGGAGGUACACUGUAAGGAUGUCGGUUUAGAGGACCCGGCAACGAUGGGCCUCGUGAAUCAGGAGCUUCCUGGAGAUGUCAAUGGGCACGAAAAUGGUUGCCAUGAGAACGAGAAAGAAAAGGAAGAAACCAACCAGGCCAACACAAGCAAGGCAUGUUAG